Eremomyces bilateralis CBS 781.70 is the source of this 1485-nucleotide messenger RNA. RefSeq names its product WD40 repeat-like protein. The coding region runs from base 116 to 1180 and encodes 354 amino acids. Gene Ontology annotation, cellular component: nuclear pore. Gene Ontology annotation, biological process: transcription-dependent tethering of RNA polymerase II gene DNA at nuclear periphery; RNA export from nucleus. Lineage: Eukaryota; Fungi; Ascomycota; Dothideomycetes; Eremomycetales; Eremomycetaceae. Gene Ontology annotation, molecular function: RNA binding; ubiquitin binding. The record is from RefSeq and is a predicted model, not a curated record. The transcript has 3 exons.
ACUGGCAGCCUAUAUCCUUUGUGAUAGCUGCACCCCACACUUAAAUACAAUAGUCUCUACGGUCGAAGUCUGCUAGAUCAAUCUUACCCAUUACCAUUAUCUGACGAUCCCCAGAAUGUCAUUCGGGGCAGCCGCCGCCGGGACCUCGCAAGGCGACACAAAGGGCGAUGUCGAGCUCACGGCGCCACCAGAAGACAGUAUUUCGGACCUGGCAUUCUCCACCGAAGGAGAUUAUCUAGCCGUGGCAUCCUGGGAUCAAAAAGUCCGGAUAUAUGAGAUUUCACAGCAGAGUGGCAAGAGUGAAGGAAAGGCGUUCUUCCAGCAUGAAGGGCCCGUCUUGAGUUGUAGUUGGUCGAAGGAUGGUAAAUACGUCGUCGGCGGCGGUGCCGACAAAGUCGCGCGACUCAUCGACCUGGGCGCAAACACCAGCAGCAGCACCAUCGUCGCUCAACACGACCAGCCGAUCCGCUCCGUCAAGAUGUUCCAAACGAACGGCAACAACAUGCUGGUGACGGGCUCCUGGGAUAAGACGGUCAAGUACUGGGACCUGCGACAGCAGACACCGAUCGGGUCCAUCACCUGUCAGGAGCGGGUGUACACCAUGGACAUGCGAAAUGAGUUGCUGGUGAUUGGGACCGCGGAUCGGUAUAUCAACAUUGUGGAUUUGAAUAAUCCCAUGACCUUCCAGAAGACGCUACAAAGCCCCUUGAAAUUCCAGACGAGGACGCUCGCGUGUUUUGCGGACGCCAGUGGGUUUGCGAUCGGGAGCAUCGAGGGUCGGUGCGCGAUUCAGUACAAGGACGACACAAAUUCAACCUUAAACUUCUCCUUCAAAUGCCACCGCCAAAACGCUACACCCGACACCUCCAAAGUCUUCGCCGUCAACGCCAUCUCCUUCCACCCCAUCCACGGCACCUUCAGCACCGCCGGCUCCGACGGCACUUUCCACUUCUGGGACAAAGACGCCAAACACCGAUUGAAAGGAUUCUCGGACGUCGGCGGCCCCAUCACCGCCACCGCGUUCAACCGGACCGGAACCAUCUUCGCGUACGCCGUCAGCUACGAUUGGAGUAAAGGGUACGCGUACCAUAAUCCGAACAACCCGAAUAAAAUCAUGCUGCAUCCGGUGGUCGGGGAGGAAUGUAAGCCAAGGCCGGGGGGGACGCAGAGGAAGAAGUGAGGUGAAGAGACGGGAAAUGAUUCGAUUGAUGAUGGAGGCAACCAAUGCUGGUUUGUUGCGACGGGUCGUACGGGACGCGAGUGCCAGGCACUUGGACUGAAUGGAGGUCAUGAGGGGGACAACAAACCAGAGCAAUCCUAACGCGGCGCAAAAUUGUCUGAUGCUUGCAAGGAAAUUCAGGCGCGAUAGAAUAGGACACAAUGAUGGAUUUCAGUCCACAGAGGUACUGAACAUCAAAAGAUACCCUGUAUGGGACAUGGAUAGUGGGAUUGGCGUUCCUAGAAAUAUGAAAUAUCCGAACUCUU